ACGUAAUGAAUUCAAGAUGGCGCUGUUGCGUUGUGUGUUGACGAUUUCGGCCGAUUUAUAAAGUCCUAUUUCUUGACUGUGUGGCUCAACAUCGGCAUAAUUUUAGCACAGAAAGAUCCAAGACUUCAUAUGCAAAUGAAAUAACAUCGAUAUACUGAAAUCAAGACAGAAUGAGUGAAUUAAGUGCCGAAGAAAUACGACGGCGUCGUUUAGCCAGGCUAGGAGCUAGUCCUUCCAUGUCCAGCCAGGGUAGCACAGCAGCAAGUUCAUCACCAUCACAGCCGGAUGAGAUCACUCCACAGAUGCCCAUAGCACAGCCAGAGAAAAAUGAGGAAAAUCCACCUGUAGACUCAGCGCCCAUGGCUUCUCCAGCAACGCCACAGAUUAUGGAGAAACCGACCACUACACCAGUGAGUACACCUAAGCAGUCAGCUUCAUCAGAAGAACAGAGUAUGGAAGUGGACAGCUGUGAUAAAGGUGCUCUGUCCCAGGUUGAUUUCGACUCUGGUAUAGAGACCAUGGAAGUAGAUGAAGUAGAGCAGAGGCAUGAAGGAAAAAGAAAAAGGGAUGCCAGUUUUGGAUCUGAAGCCACUGAAGAACAGGUGCUGACAUCUAUAGGACGAGUCUUUCAAGUGUCGUGGCGAGAAAAGGAGACGGACACUCUUUAUCUUCCAGAAUUAGCAGAAAGAGAACAAGCAUAUCAAGAUCACAGUGAUCUAAUUAGUCAGAUCGUGGUGGAGGCAUUAGAGCAGAUGACAAUCCAGAAGCAAAAUCCUUUCAGCCAGUUAGCCAAGGAGAGUAAGGAAACCACCAAAGUUCUCUCCGCCUCUCCGAUGAAAUCAUUUGGCUCCAGCCCAUCAAGUGUCAGUCAUCUCCAAUCGAAGCCUAAAAGAGAAUUCCUUGAACAUUGUCGACCCGAGAAAUGUAAAGAAACAGAACUGUUAACUUAUAUAUUUGAUUGUUACGAGAGGGUUGCUAUUGAAGAAAGGAUUUCGCCAAAGAGAGCCAGUAGUCCUCCGUUGAGUCUGACUUUGUCAGAAUCUCGACUGCAGUGUGUUAAUCAUGCCACUCUGGUGCUAAAGGGGGUCUUCACAGAACCAAGGUCCCCUGCCCGGCCAUCACUGCUGCUACCCUUCAUGCUAUCCCAUAAUCUACCGCGAGGUUUCCUCAUGGAACUAAUCAGUGCUACUAGUCCAGAUAACAAGCUUUUUUCUGAUAUCUUCUCCCCCAUACUGCAAGGCCUUUGUCAGAUGGUGCGCCAAAUGUCAUUCGAUUGUGACCACUUCAAGCAGCCCCUCAUUGCCCUGAGUGAGUUAUGUGAAAUAAAGAUGACGGGAUCAAAUCAAAGGCCUAUAUGCAACUUGAUUAUACAGCAACCGAAUUGGCUUCCGAAACCUAUGACCAAGGAUAGUGGCAUGGAAAUACAGAAGCUAUCUUUCUUAGGACCAUUUUUAGCACUAUCCGUCUUCGCAGAAGAUACUACUAAGGUUGUUGAGAAGUUCUUCUCAGGAAAUCAAGUGACAUCAGAAAGCGCCCGUCUCAUUAAUCAGUCGCUGCAUCAUCAGAUGGAUUUUGCUCGGGAUGAGAUGUAUAAGAUCCUGCAUUCAUUGCUGGUCUACAGUGACACACGGCACGAAGCCCUGUCGUUCAUCGCAACUGUGAUCGAAUACAAUGCAAAGAGAGCACAAAUCCAAACUGAUGAAAGGGUUGUGUCCGGUGAGGGUUUCAUGCUAAAUCUGCUAUCUGUGUUACAAAAACUCUCCAUCAAAGUGAGUCUGGAUAAAGUGGACGUUCACUAUCCGCAUCAUCCCAGCUCGAGAGUAAACAUCAAGGAGGAAACAAGACUCAAGUCAAAUACUCAGGAUGUCUCAAAAUGGCUGGAGGAUCUCGAAAAGAACGCUUCGUUUUCUUGGCAAGAGCCUCGCUUCCCGACAGAAUGUUACUUCCUCACUCUCCAUUGCCAUCACUUGUCCAUAAUUCCAAUCAUGCGCAAGUAUCAGCGGCGAUUGCGCGCAAUACGCGACCUAGGUCGCAUGGUCGAGGAACUACAGAAUGCAGAGCCACAGUGGAAGCAUCAUCCGCAGGCAAAUCGGAAUCGGGAAUUAUUAAAACGUUGGAAGUCACAAGUUAAGAGGUUACAAAAAGGCAAACUCUGUGCGGAUGCUGGUCUGAUGCACGAAGCGAUGCUGGGUCGAUGUCUGCAGUUCUAUAGCUCGGUCACACAACUACUGCUCAAGAUCUUAGAUCAGCACCCCUCAGGGAUGAAACUUCCACUCCCCACAGAGAUCACCAUGGUGUUCAGUUCACUUCCAGACUUCUACGUCGAGGAUGUGUGCGACUUCUUAUUAUUCAUACUACAAUUUCUUCCUCAAAUCUUGGACGCUGCCAGCAUGUCUCCGAUUGUCACCUUCAUCUUGACCAUUCUCUGCAACUACCAUUGCCUCGGCAAUCCAUACUUGGUCGCCAAAUUGGUCGAGGUUAUAUUCCAUGUGAACCCUUACGUACAGCCACGUCUGGAGAAACUCAACGAGAUCAUACUUAUGCAUCCCAUUGCGCUGGAUUAUCUGGUGUCUGCCCUUCUCAACUUUUACACAGACAUCGAGACCACUGGUGCCAGCAGCGAGUUCUAUGAUAAGUUUGGUAUCCGCUAUCACAUCAGUCUCAUAUUCAAAGCUCUCUGGGAGAUUCCAGCACAACGAAUGAAGUUCAUACAAGAAGCCAAUUCCUCGAGUAAAGAUUUCAUCAAGUUUGUCAACAUGUUGAUGAACGAUACAACCUUCCUCCUCGACGAGAGCCUCGAUUGUUUGAAACGGAUUCACGAGUUGCAGGAGUUGAUAGAAAACACUGCAGAAUGGAACAAACUCAGCAAGGAGCAGCAGCAGAGUAAACAGAGGCAGCUAUCCAGUGAUGAGCGGCAAGUGCGGUCCUAUCUGACGUUAGCCUCAGAGACAGUGGAAAUGUUUGAUUAUCUCACCGAUUGUAUAAAACGUCCAUUCCUAACUCCAGAGCUUGCUGAUCGCCUGACAGCAAUGUUAAACUUCAACCUGCAGCAGCUAUGUGGUCCAAAAUGUAAAAACCUGAAAGUGAAGAACCCAGACGACUACGGCUGGGAGCCAAAGAAACUCUUGAAUCAGCUCACAAAUAUAUACCUCCACCUGGACUGUGAUGAGUUUGCUUACUCGAUUGCCAAUGACGAGCGAUCCUACAAAAAAGAAUUGUUCGAUGACGCAAUCUCUCGUAUGCUCAAAGCCAACAUUAAGACGCCAAUAGAAAUAGAACAGUUUCGCCACCUACAGGACAAAGUAGAAAAACUUGUCGUUAAGAAGCAGCGAUCAGAAAUCGACUACGAGGAUGCACCUGAUGAAUUCAAAGAUCCUGUAAUGGACACGCUGAUGGCCGACCCCGUCCUCCUACCAACCAGCGGCAAAAUCAUGGAUAGAUCAAAUAUAAUGAGGCAUUUACUUAACUCGCAGACUGAUCCGUUUAAUAGGCAAGACCUCACAGAGGAGCAGCUUGAGCCAUUGCCGGAAUUGAAGGCUAAAAUCCAAGCCUGGAUGAAAGAAAAGGACUCUCAUAUUGACUAAAUCAACUCCACUGGGCUGCCAAGAGCAAUAUUUAUUGAAGAAACAUUCAGAAGAUGUAGAAAUUGUUGAGAAUUAAUGAAGUUUAGAGACAAAAAAAUGACCAGUUAAGAAAGGGGUCCAUUUAACACUUGCUCAAGUUUAAAAAGAAGAUCUGUAAGGUUACCUGUGGUAAAGCUAGCCCUUGAUAUUGUUCUCCGUUCAUAUACUUGAGAAUUGUGUAUAGAAAA
Messenger RNA from Lineus longissimus, 3811 nucleotides. Its product is annotated as ubiquitin conjugation factor E4 B-like. Lineage: Eukaryota; Metazoa; Nemertea; Pilidiophora; Heteronemertea; Lineidae. Gene Ontology annotation, cellular component: cytoplasm; nucleus; ubiquitin ligase complex. Bases 171 to 3584 code for a protein of 1137 amino acids. Gene Ontology annotation, molecular function: ubiquitin-ubiquitin ligase activity. The record is from RefSeq and is a predicted model, not a curated record. Gene Ontology annotation, biological process: protein polyubiquitination. The transcript is spliced from 25 exons.